AACUGAUUGCUCUUGUAAGGUAUCAACUUUUCAGACAAUCAAAUAUAGUGGAUAUUUCUACUUCGAGUAAGGCAAAGCAACGGUGUUAUCAUUUUUUAAAACUGACAUCAGGUUCAUUUGCAAAUAUUAUAAUGGAUUUAGAUCCAAAACUUCGUGAUCUUGUUUGUAUAUUUUAUUUAUGUUUACGUGGAAUGGAUACAAUAGAGGAUGACAUGACUUUACCUAUUGAACAAAAAGCGCCGUUGUUGAGAUCUUUUUACAAAAAGAUCAGUGAGAGAGGUUGGACAUAUACUGAAAUCUAA
Messenger RNA from Racocetra persica, 302 nucleotides. Lineage: Eukaryota; Fungi; Glomeromycota; Glomeromycetes; Diversisporales; Gigasporaceae. The record is from the annotation of a GenBank genome assembly.